CAGUUGCGUCCGCAUUGACGCUUACUUCAGCAUUACAUUAGUCAGGCGUCGACUCCGGUUCGUUAGGGAGCGUUAGUGAUAAAUCUACUUCAUAAAUUAAUAAGUGAAUUUUUUUUAAAUUAAAAUGAUUCUGUGCUACAUUUUUUUAUUCAUCUGACCCUCGAGCUACGAAAGGAUUUGCGAAAUGUCUUCGCGUUACCGGAAAUAAAUUCGCAGACUAUUUGUCUAGAUUGAGUGAAAAUCAAUUAAAAAGUUUAUUUUUUUUGUCGAAUCGUCUGCUGUCAGACAGAAUGACGAGAAAAGUUCCUGCAUUGACAUACUUUCUACGAACAUCCGUUGUCGUCCUUAUGGUUUUAUCUGCGGCAGGAUUUUUACAUGUUUUUAAUUACUUGCCGCAACAAACAUUUUUAUCAUGCGACAGACCGUGUCAUCAUUUAGACUGGCCGAUGAUUUGCCGAGUUAAAUUAACUUUGGAGCCUUUCCACACACUCAGCAAGUCCUGUGGAGACUGCCCAGCCAAUGAGACCGCUUGUCUUGGGAAUCAUUGCGUGUCGGCGGAUGGGCAUCAUCGGGGAAUCCUGACGGCGAAUAGGCAGCUGCCUGGCCCGAGUAUUCAGGUCUGCGAGAACGAUAUACUGGUUGUGGAUGUUGUAAACAGGCUUCCGGGCAAAGCAGCGUCGAUACAUUGGCGCGGGCAAACGCAACGUGAAACUCCGUGUAUGGAUGGUGUACCACUAGUGACACAAUGUCCUAUUCCAAGUUAUACCACUUUUCAAUACAAAUUCCGGGCUGCUGUACCUGGGACUCACCUUUGGCAUUCCCAUUCUGGUGUUGAUGUAGCGAACGGUAUCUUCGGUUCGCUGAUUGUCCGUCAAGCCGACGUGCGAGAGCCUCAUCGUUCAUUGUACGAUGUCGACGACCCAGAUCACGUAUUACUGGUAUCCCAAUGGCACCAUUCAAUAGUCACCGACACUCUGGCUGGUCAGGCGAACAAAAAACCCGCGCUGUUGCUUAUCAACGGCAGAGGACAGCAACCAAAUGGACCGCCAGUCCCACUGACAUCCUUCAACGUCACCCAGGGAGUCAGGUAUCGUUUCCGACUCGCCCACGCGGGUGGUGCCGGUGCAUGUCCCAUAACAUUCGAGAUCCAAGAGCAUCCGCUGACUGUCAUUGCACUUGAUGGGAGUCCCGUGGUCCCUCAGCAAGUUAAGUCGAUAACUCUGGCAAAAGGAGAGCGUGCAGAUUUUGUUGUCAGAGCGGACAGAGUAAUUUCAGCUUAUCAUAUUAAUGUCUAUACCAACAAAGGCUGCCAUGCAACUGUGAUUGGAUCAGCAUUGUUGAAGUACAAUGGCGUUAAUUUAAAUGACGAUGCAACAAAUCACGUCGGUGGUAAUAAUAAAGAUGAUGAAAUUGAAAUGACAACAAAUCCAGCAGAUAAAUGCAACACACCUGGUCAUAUUUGUUCAACUGAGAUUAAAGCAAUAUCAAAUUUACCACCGGCACUAGACACACAACCAGAUGUAACUAUUUAUCUUCCUAUUAAUCAGAGGAUGCAUCCAUCCGAGAUUGCGGGCUCUGAUCUAGAAACUCGUGUUAUGAGCAUUAGGAAUGCGACGUUCACAUACCCGUCCUCUCCGUUAUUGACUCAAGGUCCGGAUGUCCCUCAGGAGAUGUUGUGCAAUGAAAAUGAUUCCGAAACGUCAUCUGGACGCUGUCGUCAGCUGAAUGGUAUUACUGCGUGUGAAUGCGUCAAUACUCGUCGCAUUCCCUUGGGUUCCAGUGUUGAGAUUAUUCUAAUUGACCAAGUUGGACGUGAUGACCUAGUUUACCAUCUUCACGGAUACAAUUUCUACGUAGUGGCGGGCCGUAGAUUCGGACAAGAGAAGAGUCUCGAUGAAAUAAAAAAAUUAGACAAACAAAAUUUAUUAUUUUCACGUAAUUUUGAAUCACCAGCUAUUAAAGACACGAUAACUGUACCCAAGUUCGGCGCUGUCGCGUUGCGAUUCAAGGCCGACAAUCCAGGCUACUGGAUGUUGCGUGACGAAAAUGCUCUCGAGUGGACUCGCGGUCUGGAUGUUAUUCUGCAAGUCGGAGAGCCCGGUGACAUGGUACCGCCGCCGCAAGACUUUCCCAAGUGCGGAUCCUUCGUUGGCCCUGACUAUUUUCUCAUCUAGACUGACGUUAUCAUAUAUAACUUAUAACUUAUAAUUAAAGCUCAAUCAUUUUUUUAUUCUAUUCAUUAACUGUAAAUAUUUUUGUAUAUAUAUAUCGCUUUUAUAUAAUUAUUCAAAUAAAUACUUUAC
This is a messenger RNA of Microplitis demolitor, 2303 nucleotides long. RefSeq lists its product as uncharacterized. The record is from RefSeq and is a predicted model, not a curated record. The transcript is spliced from 8 exons. Gene Ontology annotation, molecular function: copper ion binding; oxidoreductase activity. Bases 291 to 2174 code for a protein of 627 amino acids. Gene Ontology annotation, cellular component: plasma membrane. Gene Ontology annotation, biological process: iron ion transport. NCBI's taxonomy places the organism in Eukaryota, Metazoa, Arthropoda, Insecta, Hymenoptera, Braconidae.